Periophthalmus magnuspinnatus is the source of this 4242-nucleotide messenger RNA. It is a transcript of the gene zdhhc21, whose product is annotated as zinc finger DHHC-type palmitoyltransferase 21. Gene Ontology annotation, molecular function: protein-cysteine S-palmitoyltransferase activity. NCBI's taxonomy places the organism in Eukaryota, Metazoa, Chordata, Actinopteri, Gobiiformes, Gobiidae. The record is from RefSeq and is a predicted model, not a curated record. Gene Ontology annotation, biological process: protein targeting to membrane; peptidyl-L-cysteine S-palmitoylation. The coding region runs from base 90 to 890 and encodes 266 amino acids. The transcript has 8 exons. Gene Ontology annotation, cellular component: endoplasmic reticulum; Golgi apparatus.
ACCACUUGUCCCGUCCAUCCCACAAGGAAGUAUCUGUGCUCCUGCGGGCGCUGGAGAGGACGGGGCUAGAAACAGUCCCAGCAGCAGCCAUGAAGCUACGACUACAUUUCGUGGUGGACCCCAUGGGCUGGCUCUGUGUCAGUGUGGUGUUUGGCAUCUGGCUCUACAACUCAAUUUUUGUUCCUAAACUUGUACUUCUUCCACACUACAAUGAAGGACACAUACCUUGGGCUAUUGUUGUUUGUUAUUACAUAGCAUCGGCACUGUGCUUUGCCGCCCUGUUCAGAGCUUCCACAGCAGACCCUGGUCGUCUUCCGUUAGACCCACAUAUACCUCAUUCUGAGCGAGAACACUGGGAGCUGUGCAAUAAGUGUAACUUAAUGAGACCAAAGAGGUCGCAUCACUGCAGCCGUUGUGGCCACUGUGUCCGCAGAAUGGACCACCACUGUCCUUGGAUCAAUAACUGUGUGGGAGAAGAUAACCACUGGCUCUUCCUCCAGCUUUGUUUCUACGCUCAGGUCCUCAGUUUGUUCACUCUAGUGUUGGACUUCUGCCAGUACUACUACUUCCAGCCCUUGACACAACUAGAUCAGGAGAAGUUUACAACACGGCAUGAACUGGCUUUGCUGCGGGUUUCGGCGCUCAUGGGCGUGGUCAUGUUUGGUGGCAUGACCAGUUUGUUCUACACUCAGAUGACAGGAAUCCUUUCAGAUACCACGACCAUAGAGAAAAUGUCACAGUUCUCAAAUGAAAUGUUAAGUUCAAAGAAGCAGUGGCAGAGCGCGUUGGCUGAGGUCUGUGGAACUCGAUGGAAACUCCUGUGGCUGCUUCCACUCAGAGCGAGGCAGCCUCUCCAGCCCGGACACCAUUACCACCGCUCCCACGUUUAGGUCAGACGUGUUUUAUUCCCUUUAAAUUGUAUCAUAAGAGCUAGAAGAACACUACGUCAACAGGAUCCAACGGCCCUUUUGUGGAUUUAUUAGAACAUAAGACACAGCCAAACCUUCUUGCGUUUUUUCAUUGCUUCUUGGCUUCUUCCAAAAUAUCAGACUGAUUUUUGAGGAUUUUGCCGAAUCAAGAAACUUCACCGGGAAAUGUUUGUUUGUUUUCUGGCACUGUGAAUCUUGACGACGUUUGAAAGACUUGGUUUGCAUCGGAAAACAAGCGCUCACUCAGGUUAUAUUCAACAAAAACUUUAUUAACUUCAAUCAGACGCAGAAUGAGGAUGACUGCAGUGUGUGUGGGAUGUCUGUACGAUGUUGGUGCCUUGUUUUAUUUAAUCAUAUUUAGUUCUGUUGCAUGAGCUGGUUUUAAUCUUGUGUUUUUAAUUGUUUGUUUAAAUGUAAUUUAUUUUUAUAUGGGUAAAAAGUGUUGAUUCUUUUACGGCUGAGGGGAAUGUUGCUAUUACACAGGUUGACUUUUGAAUGUUUUUGUUUAUUGCUGUGGGAUUUUUGAUGUUUUAUGAAGCGUGACCAUGAAGUUUGUCAGCUGUAACAUUAUGGCCCUGUUUCACAAAGGAGGUUCAGUAAACUCUGGGUUUAAGACUUAACUCUUCCCUGAGACGGACAACUCACAGUUUUCCGUUUCGUUAAAUAGGUUUGGAGCAGAGCUGGAAACUCAAGAGACAGUAAAAGGUUGAGUUCAGCAGAGACUUUACUAAGACUUUAUUAAUAAAUCCCAGAAAAGAGCAGUCACCAUGACAACAGUAAACCAGAGGAGGUGUCCAUCUUAGAGAAACAGGAAGUCAUGUGACUGUGGAUCAGGUUUAGUAUGAAAGGAAUAUGGAGGAGGAGUUUAUACUGUUUUAAUAUGAAGAUACAAAUGAAAAUACUCCAAGGCCCACAUCAUUUUGUUGCAGCCUAUUUACUUAAGCCUUACUUUGUGUAUGUAUAAUAUAUAAUACAUAUAUAAUUACCAUGUUUAACUAAUCUAAGAUGUUGAGAGCUGUGCAACUCAUUGGGUUUUUAAUGAAUUCUACAUAAAUGUACAUGAAUUAAAGUGAAUGAAGUGUGGUCCAUAAAGCACACUUCAGAACAGACAUGCUUUAGUGCACAACAGAUGAAAGUAUUUAAGUAAAAUAGUGUAAAAUAGAAAUGAAAACAAGUCAAAUCACUAAACCCAAACCCCACACCCCAGUCUGAUUAAGUGAACCUGAUCCACCUGUGACUGACCAAUCAGAGCUCUCCUUUAGGAGCAGGGACUGACCAAUCAGAGCUCUCCUUUAGGAGCAGGGACUGACCAAUCAGAGCUCUCCUUUAGGUGCAGGGACUGACCAAUCAGAGCUUUCCUUCAGGAGCAGGGACUGACCAAUCAGAGCUCUCCUUCAGGGGCAGACUCUGGUUAAACUCAGGGUAAAUAAAACCUGCUCUGGACCAGUUUAGGUUCACAGAUUGUUGCCAUGGUGACAGACUCAGAGUUUAGUUUCACUCUAGUAUAUAUAACCCUGAGCUCAUCUCUUUUCAGGAUUAACAAACUCCGGGUUUGGCCUAAACCUGCUUUUUGAAACAGAGCCAAAGACGACUGACAGUAAAAAAAAAAACACACUUAAAUAUUUGUCACAGAAGAUUUUGUAAACAUUUUGUCCUCGGUGUGUUAGAAGAACAAGAAAAUAAGCCAUGUUUUGACAAGGAGGAAAUUGAGAUAUAUGUGAGAGAGCUCCUCCAAACCUCCUGCUUCGUUCGGAUGUUUUAUUCGUCUGCAACUGUCAAAAUUUACCGAAACUCAUCCAAAAAACAAACUGGAAAACUGGUGACAGAUGUGAGAAUACAAUGCUCUCCCUUUGUUUUUGUUUAUAGCAACUUUUAUGCAAAUGAAUAACGGACAUGCGGUUGUCUGAUCAUAUUAUCGUCCAAUGAACUCAGUGUCCCGGGGAAAAAAAACCUCUUUAUUAUGUCAUUGUGUAGACUUUGCACUGAUUAUGCUCAUGUUUAGACACUUCUGAGGUUAGGCGUGGCUUUAUAUAUCAAAUUAAGUCCGUGUACACAGCUGCUCGGAGGGUCUGUACCUGUAGUUUUAAGUGCCUGUAGAUUAUAAGUUAUAUAUCCCACUUUUCACAGCGUUUGGUCUAUAUACAAACCAAAGACCAGGGGAUUUUUUGCAAUAGUUACGCAGGGGAACGACGCAUGUUUCACCACAGUAAGUGCAGCUGCUGAUGUGAGUUUAAGUACACUGUUUUAAGCACUAUUACUACUGUUUAUGUGGUACUUUUUCCCAAUCGUUUAUGUUUUAUGUGUAAUUUAUAAGCCUUAUUUUGUUUACUUUAAUCGAGGGAGGUGUUCUGCAGUUCCACGUCGAAGUGAAUUGUGAAAUGAUUUUGUUUACGUGUUUAAUUUUUGUAUUUUUUAUUCAAUAAGCCAUAUUUGCGUUGUCGGUAGUAACAGCAAUAGCCUUUACUUGAAUCACGGAAUAUCACGUAGAGUCCGCUUUGAACAGAACCUGCUUUUACUAGGCCUGUCCGUAGACAGGCCUAGUUUUAUAUAAAUGGACGUAGCUAACACGCUAGCCGCCGCUGUCGAGUUACAAACAGGAAGUGAGCAUGUGCGCGCUUUCGGCUCCAUCGAUUCUGGCUCCAUUUCACUUUCCUACGGUUUUUAUUCCUCUAUUUUAUCCGUAAAUGAACGUCCCAACGUCGCUCCCGCUAGCGUUAGCAACAGGAUUGAUUGACAGCGUUGCUAAGCGUCUACUCCCUGCUAAACCAACGUGCGUUACCUUCAACAUCCUCGCUCCGGAUUGGCUCUUUGGUUGCUAUGAUACGCACGGUCGGAAUUCCAAAUACGUAACGUCUUCAAAUUAGCUGCUAUAACAGCUAGCCUCGAUUAGCUUCAUUUGUCACACUCACUUAGUCCACUUUUUUGUACAUUCCACGGGCCUGUCAACUUAUCAUUCAUUCUGUUAUUUAUUUUAACAAUUUUGUUCAUUUAGAAACUAUUUUUGGGUUCAGUUUUAAUAUUAUCAUUUAUUGUUACAUUUAUUUCAACAAAAUAUCGCGCUUCAGAGUUUGUUACUGCGACAGGUCUAGUUUUACAUCAUUUCUGUAACUGUCCUGACUCCGUUAUAAGUUCUAAGUUGUUGUUCGCGCUCCUGAAACGGUCCGAGGGGUUAAACUUUUAUCAUUUCUGCUUUAGACACUACUGCGGUUAAGACAAAGACGACACAUAAAGUACUGUAUGUCACGAUCUCACAUUUAAAGUGAUUUGUGUGUUGAAAAUGUAUCUUGAUUAUAAUAAAACUGAUUAUGAAUAU